Daucus carota subsp. sativus is the source of this 4252-nucleotide messenger RNA. Its product is annotated as disease resistance protein RPV1-like. Lineage: Eukaryota; Viridiplantae; Streptophyta; Magnoliopsida; Apiales; Apiaceae. Gene Ontology annotation, biological process: defense response; signal transduction. The record is from RefSeq and is a predicted model, not a curated record. The coding region runs from base 310 to 4077 and encodes 1255 amino acids. The transcript has 5 exons. Gene Ontology annotation, molecular function: protein binding; ADP binding.
GAAAAAGGCUUAAAAUAUUUUCUUUUCGUAUAUAAAAAAACCAAAAACACUCAAGCAUCUUCGAAAUUUCAUGAAUUUCAGUGACUGUCGGCGACGUCUGAAAGAUACUCAUUGAAGUCAAGAUGAUGCUCAUCACACAACGGUCAGGACCACAUAAUUUAAUAGUCCGAUAUUCUAGUUAGCUUCUAUUUAAAAUGCCAGUCAGUGUGCAUAUAUGGUGUUUGAUAAAAUGUCAAUCUUAUUUGCAUGAAAUCACAUAUCGGUAAGGAUCACAUAGUUUAAUACUCCGACAUUCGUUCGAUCUCUGCUAUGGAGCACUACAAUCAUCUGCUGGUAGUUUUAAUUUGGGUUCUGCCACUUCUCGUUAUACUCCCCAUGAUCACUAUCAUCAUGCGUUCAAUUUCAACUGCUUUAACUGCCCCUUCUUCCUCUUCUCCAUCUCCGCCUGGCAGCCGGGAUGUGGAAACAUUAACUGCGCCUUCUUCCUCUUCUGCAUUCCCACGUAGCAGCUGGGACGUCUUCCUAUGUUUUCAUGGUAAAGACACUCGCGGAAACUUCACUGCGCAUCUCUACAAAGCUUUGCAUGAUGCAGGAUUUAAAACCUUCAUGGAUGAACCUCAACUCCGAAAGGGCGAAGAAAUUUCAGUGGGACUACUGAACGCAAUCCGUGGUUCAAAGAUGUGCGUUGUUGUUAUUUCGAAGAACUUUGCAUAUUCUAAAUGGUGCCUUAGUGAGCUGUUGGAGAUCGUUAGUUGCGAAAGAACAGAAGGCCUGGUGGUGGUUCCUGUUUUUUACUAUGUUAAUCCAUCAGAUGUACGGCACCGGAGAAAGGAAUUUAUGGAAGGUCUUCGCAGUCAAAGGAACACUCACUCUGUUGAAAUGAUAAAGAAGUGGGAAUGUGCUCUUGCUGCAGUUGGGAAGCUAAAAGGAUACCAUCUCAAAAAAGAUGCAGGAGAAAAUGAAGCAGACAUUGUUCAAGAUAUUGUGAAAAAUGCGGAACGACUACAUGCAUCUGUGAAAGUACACAAUGAGGAACAUCUGUUCGGGGUAGAUUCUGUCGUUGAAGAUAUUUAUCAAAAACUACAAAUGGAAUCAAAUGAUGUCCGUGCCCUUGGAAUAUGUGGUAUGGGAGGUAUUGGAAAAACUACAAUUGCCAGAGCUUUUUACAAUAGUUAUCAUGACAAGUUCCCAGUUAGUUGCUUUAUUGAAAAUGUUAAAGAAAAUUUACAAGGGGGUAAGAAUCUACUUUGGUUACUUCAACAACUCUUGGUUAAGCUUCUCAGAAACAAUGAUUGUAGGGUCACUGAUGUGGAAAGUGGAAUAAGACAGUUGAAACAAAUUCUUUGUUUAAAUAAAGCUCUCAUUGUUCUGGAUGAUUUGGACCAGUCAAUCCCUUCAGAAUUGCAGAUAAAGCUCUGCAGCCUGUCUUCUCCAGGAAGUAGGAUUAUUUUUACGACAAGAGAUGCAAAUUUGCUAAAUCAACUGAAGGUAGAUAUUCCAGAAGUAGAUAUAUACACGGUGAAAAGAUUGGGACAAAAUGAUUCAUUAGAGCUGUUUAGCUAUCACGCCUUUAGGAAAUCGAUGCCACCUGAGAUGUUUAGAGAGCUCUCAGCAGAGUUUGUAACUUAUGCAGGAGGUCUUCCAUUGGCUCUAAAGGUGUUAGGCUCAUCUUUGCGUGGUAGAAAUCAUGUGUCAUUUUGGGAAGCUAAGCUUAUCAAGGUUCAGAAAAUUCCAAUGGACCAGGUACAAGAAAUCCUUCAACUAAGCUAUGAUGAAUUGGAUGAUGAGACAGAGAGAGCAAUUUUCCUAGAUAUUGUCUUCUUCUUUGUUGGAAAGGACAAAGACGAUGCUGUUUAUACAUUUAAAUCUUGUGAUUUUUAUCCUGACCAUGGAAUACCAAUUCUAGAAGACAGAUGUUUAAUAACAGUUGAUGAGUGUAACAGAUUACAGAUGCAUAAUCUUAUCCAAGACAUGGGGAGGAAAGUUGCUCGCGAAGAAUUUAAGCAAGGGAACGGCAGAUACUUGCGCUUGUAUCAAGAAAAUGCAUGCGAGCGGUUGCAAAAUCUAGAGGGAGCAGAUCAUAUCGAACUUUUGUUACUCGACUUAACCAGAUCCACAGCAAGACAAUUGACUACCAAAAUAUUUAGAAAGCUGUGCAAGUUGAGAUUACUUGAAAUAAUUGAUCCACAUAACAUUAUCUCGGGAGAUUUUAAAAAUUCAUGUCCGGAGUUGAGGUGCAUGCGAUGGUCCCAUUCCCCGUGGACAAGUGUUAAUGCUAAAUUUUGUUCACCAGAACUUGUCUGUCUUGACAUGUCAUACAAUCAGCUUGAUUCAUCGUGGAAGCCACCUGGGAGCUUGAAGAGUCUAAAUGUGAGUCACUCUAAGCUAAAAAGCAUCCGUAACUUGAGUGAUUUGAAAGUGCUUGAGAGGUUAUUACUGUAUGGUUGUCAAAAUUUAUCUAAAGUACACCCAACUAUUGGCCAGUUGAGUAAUUUGGGUCAUUUAGAUAUGGGUCGCUGCCGCCUGUUGAAAGAAUUGCCGGAGUCAAUUGGGCAGUUGACUCUGUUGAGACAUUUUAAUUUAAGUCAUUGUGUCAAUCUGAAUCAGUUGCCCGGGACUAUCACGCAGUUGACUCGUUUGAACCAUUUGAAACUGGAGUCUUGCCACAAUCUGAAACGGUUGCCAGAGCGAAUGGGUAAUAUGCAAGGCUUAAAAACGUUUGUUGCAAGUUGGAGUGGAAUUGAACAAUUGCCAGAUUCGUUUGGAGAGCUUAUUAAAUUAGUCCAUUUGAAUUUGUUUUGGUGCAAAAACCUAACUGCUCUUCCAGAUAGCAUAUGUAAGCUGAUGUUGCUCAAAGCACUUGAUCUAGGAGGCUGUCAUGAGCUGAAGCGAUUGCCUGAGGAAUUGGGGAAGAUGCAAUCCUUAGAACGUCUUCAUGCCGACUGUGAACAAAUUAACGAAUUACCAGAUUCUAUUGGUCAACUGAGUAGCCUACAAGUGUUGAACUUGAGUGCCUGUCGUAAUCUUAGAUAUCUUCCCAGUAGCAUCUGGAAUCUUACAUCACUUUCUACAUUACAAUUUCCCUCAUCGUACAGAGAAAUAAUUAAUUUGCCUGAGAGGGUGAAGAGUACGAGAUUGGAAAGACUAGACCUAUGUUGUAAUAUAAGGUUAUGGCUACCUAAGAUUCAAAGUGUCUCUUCUUUGAAGGAGCUAAGCAUCACUGAUGAGAGCCAGAGUUUUUCAACGGAGACUUUGAGUCUUCUUAAGCUGUCUAACCUACAUAGUCUUAUUUUGCGUAACCAUUCAGGGUGUGGGCCCUCAUUUUAUGAACUUCCUCUGAAUCUGCAACAGUUGUGGGUAUAUGACAAUGCGACAUUGGAACAGCUACCCGAUUUAUCCAGAUUAAAAUGCUUGAGGGGACUGGUUAUAAGGAGAUGCAUCAGCCUUCGAUCUCUCCCUCCACUUCCUCCUCAUUUUCAAUCACUCAAGGUAGAUGGAUGCACAAAGCUGCAGGAUGUACCAGACCUUUCAAUGUUGAAGGAUAUAGAAGAGCUAAGUUUUGUUAGGUGCAGCAAUCUAAAAUCAAUCAGUUUAAAAGAGAGUUCCCUUCAGGCAAGACUAUUGUUUUCAUUUAGAGCUCAUCUACCAAACAAGAUGAUUCCAGAAUGGUUCAAUUAUACAAGCAAAGAGUGCAAACUCUCUUUCCAAAUUUCACCAGCCCUGGGAGAGAACUUGUUAGGUAUUGCACUCUGGGUUGUCUAUAAAUGCAAAGAGACUCAGAGUCCAUCUAAAUUUACAGCUGUUAUUACCAAUAAGACAAAGGCUACUAGAGAGGACGUCGACAUCGAUGUAGCAGUGAGAAAUGGAGUCGAACUACGGUCGACGGUGCAAUGCAAAAGGGCACAGGACAUGUCAGUAAAAAGUGGUGAUCAAAUUACGGUUUCAAUUAAAAGAAAACUAUAUUGUUAUAUUAGCAAUGAAGAUGAUUUUGGAGGAAAAUGGGUUCCCUCCGGAGAAGUGGAGGUGGAGACCUGGGGGGCCCAUAUACUACAAAAAACGGAUUUCACUGGAUUGUGAUUUGUAGCAAUCCUUGUUUACUUAUAAGUCUAUUAAGAUUUUUGUAUAUGACUACUGUACAUAUAAUAAAUAUUUGGUGUCCACAGAUGAGCGAUUUGCCUGUCAAUUGUCAAGAAGCAGUGAACUUUCUAAUAUAUCAAAAAGACAUAGACCUGAAUGUAGUUUUGAUUGUUUA